AUGAAAAGGCCUGUUGUUCUGAUCUGGUGGCUCUGCCCUGAGAGCCGUAGCCUUUCAGUUUAUUCUGGAGUUGCUGAGGAUCAUCCCUUCUGCUCACCACCUGUUUCACUGUUUAUUCAGUUGGGCAGACACUGUACAGCAUCAAGGGGACCCUUGACUUUACAGCAGGAACAGGCCCGGUCCGAGGAGCAGGAUGAACCCCAGGAACCUGCCUGGCUGGAUCAGAUAGAAGGAGCCAGGGUAGUCCGGGAAACACGUAGCUCCUGCUUUGCCCAUGGGGGUCAGUGCCGAUUUGGGUUCUGUGACUGGAAGGAAACGAAGAUCGCAUCCUGCAGUUUUGCUAGACCCUGCUGUAAAAAAGUGAUAUAAAGAACCUGCUGAAAUCUGAAGAGAUCCACACAGGGGAUUCUCAGCAGCCAGAGAGGGGAAAAGCCAUGUUAAUUCUGCUUUUCUGAACAACUGAUUUGAAAUCAUGUUCCUUUAAUAAAGAUGAUUCUUGCAUUGC
This is a messenger RNA of Mauremys mutica (yellowpond turtle), 505 nucleotides long. RefSeq names its product defensin-B5-like. Gene Ontology annotation, biological process: defense response. The record is from RefSeq and is a predicted model, not a curated record. Lineage: Eukaryota; Metazoa; Chordata; Testudines; Geoemydidae. Gene Ontology annotation, cellular component: extracellular region. The coding region runs from base 1 to 369 and encodes 122 amino acids. The transcript is spliced from 3 exons.